UGCAACGCCUGCAACUCGUAUUGUAAUACGGACUUAACGUUUUAAUUUUAACCUAUUUACUGUUAAUCGUACUUUUCAAGUAAAAUUUUUAUAAAACAAAGAUAUCAUGAUUAAGUAAUGUUUGUAUAAGUGAAGGCUGCGUAAUGCAGUAAUCUGCAUUAAUAAAAGCAAUGCAUUUAGCAUUGCAUAUAGUGUCGCAACUGUGUAUUUUACAUCAAUUGAAAAUGAUGGAUGCCGUUUCCGUGCACUAUCGCGCAAUAAAUUUAUAGAAUGGCAAUGAAAGAGAAUAGGAUCGAGUUUGUCACGGAUCCUUGCCCUAUCAAAUCUCGUAAAAUUGACCCACAAAAUGUAGUCGUACGUCUUAGACGUAGGGAAACGAUGGGCUGUCCUUUUCCAGGCACACAUGUACAUAGUGCAAGACAAUUCUAUCAAAACGUAUUUCCUAACUUUACUGUGAUGAAUGUGGAGAAACCACCGUGUUUUCUCCGCAAAUUUAGUCCGGAUGGAAAGUACUUAAUAGCGUUCAGUGCAGAUCAAACAUCUAUCGAAGUAUAUGAAUAUUGUGGAGCUUCAGCCGCUGCGGAUUUGUUAGCUGAUUGUGAAGGCGAAUAUAUCGGACAUAAGAACGAUGAUUGCAAUUUUCACAUACGAAGUAAUAUCUUCUCACGAUUUUUCAAGGUAAAAUGGAUUAUAAAUGUCGUACAAAGCAACCAGCAAUUGAACAGAGAAUGCAGUCUUUUCACAGACGAUGCUCGGUAUGUGAUUGUAGGCUCAGCUGCUCAUAUUCCUGAUGAAUUAAGGCCACACUUUUAUCAGAUUUAUUCCAAUAAUGAAGCAUUAACGCCGAAUCCUAGAUCUCCGCUUGAGGAUUAUAGCUUACAUCUUGUCGAUUUACGAGGAGGAAAAUUAUGUGAUACUAGACAUUUUAAAGUGGACAAAAUUUAUUUAUCACAUAAUCAAGGUCUUUAUUUAUACAAAGAUAUAUUAGCCGUUUUAUCUGUACAGCAUCAAACUAUACAUAUUUUUCAAAUUCUUGAUGGCAUGUUUAUAAAUGUGCGGACAAUAGGAAGGUUUUGUAUGGAAGAUGACGCGUAUUUAGUUACAAGUGCUUUUCCUGGGAUUAAUUCCAGACCCUUUAAAGACAUUGCAAUAAAUAGCCUAAAACAUAGAUUGUUAGUAUAUUUAUAUAAAAGAGCGGAAUACAUAAGUGAAGUGACAACGGAUCCAUAUGAAUUAAGAAGAUUUUACCAAUAUUUUGACCAGCUAAGCUCGCUGCGAAUGUGGAAGAUGCAAUUACUAGAUACAAAUCAUAUUCUGGUGAGAUAUGCAAGUGAAGAAGUAGCAACUUUGCAAGCAAACGAACCAAACGCUCAGCCAGCAUUAUUAGUAGUUUACAAUAUGGUUACAGCCAAAAUUUUAGCUGCAUACGAUAAUGCAUCGACUCAAUUGUUAACCCACUUUGAAAAUUUUAGCGAUUUUUUCAGAAAUGCCAGAAUGAGUACAGAUUGUCAAUAUAUGUGUUCACCAUCCAACAAUAUUUAUGCCAGAUUGCAGCAACAAAGAUUCAAACAAACAAUAAUAAGCGCUAGAUACGGAGGCAUUACUGAAGCAACGAAAAGAUUACUCGCUCAAUUACCCAUAUGCGCUCAAUCUUAUUCUAGUUCUCCGUAUCUCGAUUUAUCAUUAUUUUGUUAUGAUGAUAAAUGGGUGUCUAUGAUGGAACGCCCGAAAGCAUGCGGAGAACAUCCAAUACGAUUUUACGCACGCGACUCCGGUCUGUUAAAAUUUAAAAUGUAUGCUGGCAUGUCAGGACGAACAAUACCAACGGCUGCAAGACGAUUGGUCGCUUUCACUUUCCAUCCGACAGAUCCAUUCGCGAUUUCGGUACAACGUACUAAUGCAGAAUAUAUUGUUAGUUUUCAUGUUAGAUGCGUGUAACCUUGUUUCCAACACAUAUCUUGAUAAUGUACAAUUAGAUUUUUUACAUUUGACAAAAAUUGUUGAGAUUGCUGCCGUUAAAGUACAAAACAAACCUUGUAUUUUGUAUAAUAAUACGUUAAGAGCUGAAUCAGAUUUAAAGACUCAUUAACUAUUAGCAUAUAAGGCAUAAUGUAAUGUAAUUUAAUGUAGUUUUAAUACUUGAAAAUCGAGAAUAAUUUUAAAAUUAAGGCCCCGCGCACGAUAAAGAAAAUAUUAGGAAGAGCAAUUUGAAAUUAUUUUGCUUUAAACAAGGGAUUAAAAUGGAUGAAUUUUUCCUAAUUUAUGAUGCAUUAAAUGAAAUGAUUACAAUUUCCUAUUCCUAAUACUUUAUUAUGCGUUAGGCCUAAUAAAAAAUGAGAAAUGUUUUGUAAAAUAUGUAAUAUUAUUUUUAUAAUCAUAUCGAAUUGUCGCCCAUAAAGUGCAUUACUGUGGAUACCUUGUAUAGCAGAAAGAUGUGUCAUACAAUUAAACAUCUCUUCUUGAAACAAAGUAA
This is a messenger RNA of Linepithema humile (Argentine ant), 2473 nucleotides long. RefSeq names its product de-etiolated protein 1 abo (gene abo). The record is from RefSeq and is a predicted model, not a curated record. Gene Ontology annotation, cellular component: nucleus; cullin-RING ubiquitin ligase complex. Gene Ontology annotation, biological process: positive regulation of proteasomal ubiquitin-dependent protein catabolic process; protein ubiquitination. Gene Ontology annotation, molecular function: ubiquitin protein ligase binding; ubiquitin-like ligase-substrate adaptor activity. NCBI's taxonomy places the organism in Eukaryota, Metazoa, Arthropoda, Insecta, Hymenoptera, Formicidae.